AUGGAAAAGAAAGUUGUAUUUAUUCGACAUGCAGAAUCAGAGUAUAAUUUAGCCUAAAGAAUUGCAAAGAAUUCAGUGACUGAAGUAAAAUUAGAGGAUGAAGAUUAAGAUGUGAAAUACUCAUCUAAAUAUUGUGAUGCUCCAUUAACUAAAUUUGGAAGAGAAUAAGUACUUACCAACAUAGCAUAUUAAACUUACAUAGUGUGAUCCAACUAAAUUUGAAGAUCUCCGAAUUGAAACAGUUGUUGUAAGUCCAUUAAAAAGAGCUGUGGAAACGGCAGUAUUACUCUUUUAAAACCAUCCAAAUAAACCUAAAUUUGUUAUUGAACCAUAUUUGCGUGAAAUGUUUUUAUCUGGAUGUGAUUUUGGAAUUAGAAUACAAGAAACAAUUAAUGAAUAUCCAUUUAUUAAUUAUGAUAGAUUAUUAUCUAAUCCUUAAAUAAAAGAACAUCCAAAUAUGUGGUCCCUUGAAUUUAUAUAUAAUAAAAAUAGCGCAAAUAUUUUGAAAUAAUACAUUAAAGAGACUGAAUAUGGAAGUUAAGCAUGCAUUGAGAAAGUAUUGGAGUAUAUGAAACAACAUCCAAUUUAAGUUGAGACUUUUGAAGAAAAUACUAAAAGAGUAGAAGAAUGCAAAAAAUAUCUUUAAUUUGAAGAGCCUUUUGUGUGUGUUUCUCAUUCAAGAACUAUACAAACAUUAACAGGCUAAUUUAUUCAUAAUUGUGAUGGUAUUGAAGUUAAUUUAUGA
This is a messenger RNA of Paramecium pentaurelia, 745 nucleotides long. The record is from the annotation of a GenBank genome assembly. NCBI's taxonomy places the organism in Eukaryota, Ciliophora, Oligohymenophorea, Peniculida, Parameciidae.